Molecule: messenger RNA, 3179 nt
Organism: Tigriopus californicus
Lineage: Eukaryota; Metazoa; Arthropoda; Copepoda; Harpacticoida; Harpacticidae
Product: homeotic protein spalt-major-like
Exons: 8
Coding region: 136-2523 (795 amino acids)
Cellular component (GO): nucleus
Source: RefSeq, a predicted model, not a curated record
UUGUAUUCAAGGAGAAAUUCAGUUGCCCAGUGACACUUCCAUUGGAUAGUUGCUCCAGUUAACACCUCUUGAAACAUCGUGCUCCAAAACAAUACUCUGUGAUUCUUGAAGAAAAUCUUGUCUUAAGGUUUCAGAAUGGAUCCCGUUGCUUCCUCUCAACAGGACACUAAGAAAGGCGAAGGAGCCUUUUUGACCAAAAAGGAGUCUAAGGAUAAUCCUUUCAUGUCAUGCAUUACGCUCAAAUGGAAUAACUUCAACAACAAGCAAGGCGCUGAAUUGUACAAAAAACUCUUGGAUCGAUGCGAAACUGACUGUAUGAUUACUUGCGGCCCUAUUGUCUUGGCUGGCCAUCAACAGGCAUUUGAAUAUGCCUCUCUCCGUAUCAGAGAUGCUUUUAAAAUUUGUCUGAAGGUCCAUGGCGGGAAAAAAUGUACUAAAGGGUACCAGAUUGGAUUGGAUAAUCGUUGCGCUCCGUUCAUCCAUGAGCUUGUUCGGUUCAUGUACACCGGGGAGGUCACGAUCUUCAGCCGCCAGGAGACCGAAUUUUGCAUGAUUGGCCGUGCUCUAGAAAUUCCUCCAUUCCUGGAUGGAGAGAAUAAAACGCCUUACCCGCCACAACUCGGAUACGUUACCAUCGCGGAAGCCGAAACGGAGGAGAAGGUUGUAAUUGAGGUCAACGUCCAACGAAACGUGGACAAGAAGCCAUCAAGCCCCGUGAUUACUCCCCGUGAAGAAAAGCCGAAACCCAACAACGACAAUACCUCUUUCGACGAAAUUUUGGCCAAGCAGUUAGGAUUGAAAGAGCUCAAGAAGGGCCGGCGAUCCCGAAAGUCUUCAGUACCAGUGAGAUUUGUCAGCCAAGCUGCCGAAUCCAACCCAACAUCACAUUGUCAAACUGCUCCGACCAAAGGAACAGGAGCUGUGCCAAAAAAACGCAUUGACAGGGAACCAUCCCGUCAUUCUUCCGGUGCCUAUUCCAAUCAGUCGCAAUCUCCUCCACUUCCUGCCCAUCCCUAUUACAACCCGGUUACCCCUGCUAUGCUGCCCUUUUUGCCUCCUCCGAGUCAAUAUCAAAAUCUCUCCAGUCCAUUCCAAAAUCCCAGUGCCUUCAACACCCGACGCCGAGCCUCAUCUACUGUGACCAGCCCCUCUCAAACUAGCUCACCCUCGCCCACAGAGAAUCUAUACGUACCAAAUACUUUAAGCCUCCUUCAGACUGCGGCCGCCCAACAGCUUAGCCCUUUAGGCGGCAUGGCCUCGGGAUCACGUCAGAUCGAUAGCCCAUAUUUAGUCCCAAAUGCGUCUGCUGCUCAGAAUUCCCUCUUGCUUAUGGGUUACUACAACAAUACCUUUCGAAAUGUUGGCCAACCUCCUCAAACCCUUUUGCAGCAAGUUGAACAUAUCAAAGCUCUAGAAAUGCAACUUGGAGCAAGAAGAUCUCAAUUGGCCGCUGCAUCUUACUCACCAACCAUGCAGCAACAACAAACCCAUCAACAGCAAUGCCAAGAGAAUGAAGCUGUGAAAAAUCUAUUGGCUGCUCAGUUCGCAGCAAAUAUGCGUCAACAAGCACCCUCAGGAGCUAAUGCUUUCCCAGAGCUUGCCCCCGGGCCCAGUUCAAGCAAUGGUUUGGCCAGUCCCAGACAGAGUCCACGACAAAGUCCCAGGGGAGCCAAUGCUUUGGCCAGUCCCAAACCCCGUUCCAGUAGAGCUAGCCCAUUCCCUGCUGCUGGCAAUGGUGGAGCAUUAAAUUUGAGUCGAAACCAGAAUCAAUGCCAACCUAAAAAGGGCAAAGCCAAAUCCCCCAAAUGCUCUCCCAAGACCGACGAUGAUCCCAACGGCGGAAAAAGGAAGCGGGGAACUCCCCCCAAUUACGUCAGAGAUGAAAACGGUGAAAUUGUCUACAGCAAGAGCGGCAAGGCCAAGAUCAGGUGCGAGGUUUGCGGACGUAUUCUCACAGACCCUAGCUCCCUCUACCGACAUCGAAAGACUCACACCGAUGAGAAGCAACACGAGUGCAAGAUUUGCUUUUCCAAGCACAUCCAACGCUUCAACAUGAAACAACACACUGUCACACACAUUGGUUAUCCCAUCGACUUGAGUGUCAUCAACAGCAUGGAUGUUGAUCUCAAGGGAAUCAUGCAAGGUGUCCGCAAGCACAUCAAACCUGACGAGUUCUGGAAACGCGUCGAAAAGGCCAAGACCAAAAUGCGUCAAGCCGUGAUCCGUCAAUUGGCCCGCAGUGCAUCCGUCAGAAACUCAUCUAUUACUCCUGAAACGCACGCUAAUGCUUUUGCCGAGCUUGAAGAUAGCUUCCGUCGAGCCGAGGCUGUCUAUGGCCCAACUCAAGCUGCCCAAGCUGCCGAAGACUUGCGUUUGGCUGAGGCUGCUCAAGCUGAAGAGCUCGCCCAAUUUGCCCCUCCAGAGCCGAUGGUCGUCAAUGAGGGUGCCGAAGAGCCCUCUAACCCAGGAACUCCCGAGGAUCUGCCAAUGGAUGCCCAAGAAGGAGACAUGAAUGGUGAAUAAACCAAGUCGACAGGGCGACAUGUAACUGUGGAGUGUGCAAUAACCAAUCUUUUUUUUUUCUCAAAAUCCAUGUACAUAUUUUUGCAUCGCGUCAAUAAUGCCCGGAAGUAUUGCUACUUCACAUUAAUAGUCUGUACAUACCUCCCCAUCCCCCUUCCACUUCAUGUCUGCAAUUGUCAAGUACCGUACCGAAUCAAUUUUUCAAUGAACCAUUCAUUGACUGGUAUCCAAUGGUUUACAACUUGCAAAGUAUGAUUUGCAAAAGAGCCCAGUGCUUCCGCUCAUGGUAAUUUUCUUUUUAGUUCAUAAGGCAAGAGGGUUCAAGAAUUGCUUGGGCCAAACAAAACGCAAACAAAAAAAAUUAAAAAUCCCGGCCAGUACGACUAAACAACAACAAAAAAAAAACAAUUAUGAUUUUCAUUGUAUGUAUUGUGCUAUCAUAUUAUUCCUAAUCCGUAUCAAUCCUUGAUAUUGAGGAGUAUCUCGGAUUGAAGUCGGAAAAUAGGAAUGUUUGGAAUACUAACACAUUCCACCUUAAUGUAAUUUCAUAUACUCGUAUGUGUCAAUCGUCAUCGUCAUAAUACCGUCAUCAUCAUUUAAUUGUCAUGUUCGAAUAUACUUGAAGCAUCAAUAAAAGCGCACUCCGCAAAACUUGA